AACGGAAGUGCCGAAAGUGUGGAUACCUCGGACAACAACCCGCCCCCGGCGCUGCUUCCGCGGCAGCCGCUUCGACCGUUCAACGCCGCCGUCGUAUUAAGGUGCGUCGCGCCGCGACGUCCGGCGUCGACGGCGAAUAAUACGGCAACGACGGCGCCGACGACGACGACGACGACGACAGCGGCCGCGAUUGUGCCAGCCACGUUGUCCACGUCCCCCCAAGGCUCAACGACCUCCUCGGCCGUUGUUCGAGUGUCGCCGCAGCCGCCACUCUUGACGCCGCCCCAGUAUCCUGCGCCUCCACGGCCCCCUAGUCGUACCGGUGGGGAUGAAGCGCGUGUCGCGAGGGCGAGAGGAAGCGGACGCGGAGCAUUACCGAGCCCCAUCCUCGCUAAUGGAACGUCCUCGUCGAGAGUGCCACCACCUCGCGCGGGCUGGGCAGUGCGGAUUACCGAGGCGACACUUACUCCAACGUCAAGUCAGAGUCCAUCGGUUCCAGGUACACCGUCGACGGCUGUCGAACGAUGGGCUAGCGAGCGGACGCCAUCGGUUUGGACGGAUCGUGCCACAGCGUCAUUAUCACCAUCGUUGUCAGCAGCAGCAGCAGGAGCAACGGUAUCAAACACACAAGAAGGAUUGUUCUUCGCAGCGGAUCGAAGAGCCGGGGGAUCAGUUAGCGCAGCAGGUAUCCGUCUCGAGCAUUGUUGGAUCGAGGAGAGGAAGGAGCUGGAGGCGACGAAGAAGGUGGAGCAUCGGCAACAGCAGUGCCAGGAUUAUCGGCGGCAACGUCACUUGGAGACGUCAGCUACGCAUAGUCCAGGAGCAGCAGGUCAUCUUGAACUGAGCGGUCGGCCGAUGUCACGUAAUAAUGCGAUACCGCCGCUCUCGCGGCCUCCUUCCUCGCGAACGAACAUUGCCGCGGGCGCGGCUGUCGGCGGUUUCGCCGCCGACAAUGACGAUUGUAUCGGUAGUGCCGGCGAAGAUGCGGAUUCGCGCCUCGUCUCCGCCGAGGCUCCUCGCGUGCACGAUCAUAGUCGACCGUUCCCGCCGCCGCGAUUACCGCUCGUGCACCCGGUAACGUCGGUACCGUCCGUGCCACCGCCGCCACCUCCGCCGCCUCCGCCGGUGUCGGAUAACGUAACGACGACAGUGUCGUCGGCACCCGGGACGCCAACGUUCCGGGCAGCGGUAUCUCCUACCAUGCCUCUGACACCGCUAUCGAGUUCCUUCCGGAGCAGACCGUCGUCUUUGCGUCGUCCGCAGAACGUCGAGUCACCGGGUGACGCAAAUUCCAGGAGUCUGCUGUCGCCGUCGUCCACGGAUACGACGACGACGACAAUCGCGUUGUCGCCCAGGAGUCCUGUCGGCGAGGUGGUGAGCCUCGCCGCGCCGCGACCAGACGGCGAGAGGAUCAUCAAUGAGUACGUCGAAGCGCCGUUCAAGCACUCGCGUUGCAAUCAGGAACGACGCCUUGACGCUGACAGCAAGGCCGUCGGCGAUUGUCCGAAGAGCGAGAGGAGGCAUCAUCAUCAUCAUCAUCAUCAUCAUCAUAAUUAUCGGGGUCACGAGGAUGCCACGGUAGUACCGACUCAUCGAACGCGCGGUCGCGCGAGGAAUCAGGGCUUGCGUGCCACGACGACCGGCGCCUCUGUUGCCACGUCAACAGCUAAUGCAACGGGAGAGAACAUCAUCACCAAGCAGCCAGUGUCCUUUACCAAGGAGCCAGCCAACGCUCUCGGCGCGAGGACUUACGAUCCGGCCGGCCUAUCCAUCAUUUGCGACUUUUGCGGCAAAUGCCGAUGCGAGUCAUGUCGAGAGCCACCCCCGUUGCCCAGCAAAUGGCUAUGCGACAAUACAUGCCUGUGCUCGGCCGAGACAGUUUUAGACUACGCAUCUUGCCUGUGUUGCGUCAAAGGUCUCUUCUAUCAUUGCGUGGAUGGGGGCAGCGGUGGAGGCGUCGCCAGCGGCAUGGACGACGAGAUCACGAUGAGUUGCGCGGAUGAGCCGUGUUCCUGUACUGGUAACCGCAGAGCUUCCAGAUGGGCCUGCUUGAGUUUUCUGACGCUCUUGAUGCCUUGUCUGUUGUGCUACUGGCCCUUGAGAGGCUGCGUUACUCUUUGCGAGUCGUGCUACGCCCGUCACGCUGCGCAAGGCUGCCGAUGUAAUCCGAGCGCGACCAGCGGUGCCGGCGGCAGGCAUCAUCCCAUUACCAGCGACAUAGGCGACUCGAAGGACCCGGAGAAGAGGCUGCUGGAUCCGGUCACACCGGAGCUCUGAGCGGAAAUUUUCAGAGAUGACACGCCAAGUGUCUUGUACGCUAUCUCUGUGACUGAAAGAAGCGAAGAUUGGACUAGAAAAAUACAGGAUCCCACUGAUGGACGACAUGUGUGAGUGUCAGUGGGAGCGAAAGUGAAUUGCAUCAAGUACAAGAGCUGCAUUUAAAUCGAGAACGAUAUCGAAUUUUGACGAACUUGUACGUUUAACGCAUCGCGAAUGUUUUUAUUUAUUAUUCUUCCAUGAACGAGGAGUGCGCGCGUGCACGUGUUGGUAUGCUUCUACAUGCGCGAAAGAGAGAAAGAGUGAGAAAAAGAGUGUACGUAAACAAGUGAGUGUCUGUACGUGCGCGUUUAUGCGUUUGUAUGUGCGUUGUGAACGAUAGGAGAAAAUGAGGUAUACGCGAGCUAGCGUAUCGUCCAGACAUACCACUUAUGCAUAUAGAUAACUCUAUAAUAUAAUGGAUUAUACGCAUUGUACCACGCGCCGAGCAAAAUUGAACGAAUGAUAAUAUAUCGGGG
Messenger RNA from Formica exsecta, 2795 nucleotides. RefSeq names its product flocculation protein FLO11 (gene sty). The annotation marks the transcript as partial. The record is from RefSeq and is a predicted model, not a curated record. Gene Ontology annotation, cellular component: membrane; cytosol. Gene Ontology annotation, biological process: negative regulation of fibroblast growth factor receptor signaling pathway; multicellular organism development; negative regulation of MAP kinase activity. NCBI's taxonomy places the organism in Eukaryota, Metazoa, Arthropoda, Insecta, Hymenoptera, Formicidae. The transcript is spliced from 2 exons.